This is a messenger RNA of Caenorhabditis sp. 36 PRJEB53466, 3477 nucleotides long. Lineage: Eukaryota; Metazoa; Nematoda; Chromadorea; Rhabditida; Rhabditidae. The record is from the annotation of a GenBank genome assembly.
AUGGAUCCUAAUUUGAGACCUGGUUAGUCAAAAGAACAUAAUGUUCAUGCAACAAUUCAUGAUAGCUUCAGUUGCGGUAAAACGUACUCAAAAACAAUGGGAGAAGCCGAAGAACUCGAGUCCUCGGCCUCCACUCAAGAUCUACAACAGUCUGACUCGUCAGAAGGAAGAGUUUGUUCCCAAUCACGGAAUGAACGUGAGUCACUCCUUCCGCACUCUUCUUAUUUUCAAUCGUUUCUUUUCAGGUGAAAUGGUACAUCUGUGGACCUACUGUUUACGAUUCUGCCCAUAUGGGACAUGCGAGAUCGUACCUCUCGCUUGAUAUUCUUCGAAGAGUAUUCAAAGAUCACUUCGGCUAUCGCGUUCAAUUCAUUAUGAACAUCACCGACGUGGAUGACAAAAUCAUAAAAAGAGCUCGUCAGCGUCACCUGCUUAAAUCCUAUUUCGACGAGUCUCAGGCUCCGUCUGUGAUUAAGGUGUGCGAAGAUGUCGUCGCCGCGUUGGAGCACUUCACAGCCAAGUUCGAGACGGAAGUUGAUCCGGACAAGAAGAAGAUGCUCGAAGUGAUGAUCAGAAAGGUUCAAGGCCAAUCUGAUGCUCUCGAAGCCGCCAUGAAGGCCCAGGACUCGAUAGCAAUUGAAAACGCCAAGGCUUGUUAUAAUGAACGAUCUAGAAUACUAUCUCAAUUUGAACUUUUAGGGUCAAUUGCUCAACGAAUCGCGUGACGUUCUUUCCGAGUGGCUUGAUCAUAACCACGGAAAAGAUGUGAGAGACCACAGUGUUUUCGAUCAACUCGCCAAAACGUAAUCCAGGUUCAGAGUCUCUUUUGACCUAUUGAUGUAAUUUCAGUUACGAAAAUGAAUUCUUCGCCGACAUGGCUCGUCUGAACGUGCUUCCUGUCAAUGUGCUCACUCGCGUCUCUGAAUACGUGCCGGAGGUGAUUAAGUACGUGAGGACUAUCAUCAACAACGGAUACGCGUAUGCUACUCAAGACGGAAGUGUCUAUUUCGAUACGAAGGCUUUCGAGCAGAAUCCGAAGCACUUCUACGCGAAGCUCGUUCCGGAAGCCUACGGAGAUGACAGCGAGGAGCUGAUGAAGAACAUGCGGGAGGGAGAAGGCGAGCUGAGCAUGUCCGAUGAGAAACUCAAAGCGAAACGCAGUCCGAAUGACUUUGCUCUCUGGAAAUCAUCGAAGGACGGAGAACCACACUGGGAAUCCGACUGGGGAAAUGGACGGCCGGGAUGGCACAUCGAGUGCUCCGUCAUGUCGUCCGCCAUCUGCGGAAACAAACUGGACAUUCACGCCGGAGGAUUCGACCUCAAAUUCCCGCACCACGACAAUGAAAUCGCUCAAGUGGAGGCGCACUACGACGAUCCGCACUGGGUGAACUACUUUUUGCACUGCGGAACUCUCCGUAUCCAGGGAAUGAAGAUGUCCAAAUCUCUGAAGAACUUCAUCACGAUCCGAGAGGCCCUGAAACAGUACACUCCUCGUCAGCUUAGACUGCUCUUCCUGAUGCAUAACUGGGCAGAUGUACUUGACUACAGCCAUUCGACCAUGGAGAGAGCCAUUCAGUUCGAGAAAGUCGCCAAUGAGUUCUUCCUGCUUGUCAAAGAUUAUCUGAGAAGACACUACAAGCCGGAAAGCUCCCAGGGAUACCAAAAGUUCAACGCAAACGAGCUGAAAUUGAUGAACGAUUUUGAAAGAAUUGAGGAGGAAGUUGACAUUGCGCUGAGUGACUCAAUCGACACGAGAACUGUCAUUGAGAAGUUCCGUGAGCUCAUCGGCCUCGGAAACGCUUAUAUCAUUACGAAGGAGAAGGAAGGACUUGUUCCGAACUGCCUGAUAAUCAGAGACAUUGCUGAGUUCAUGACAAAAAUGCUCAAGAUGUUCGGAGCCAUUCCACAGGGCAGCCAAGACAUUGGAUUCACAUCGGAAGACGAGUAAGACUGUUGAAAGCUUUUUUUCACAGCUGUACAAUUGAUGUUCAGGGAGAAUCAAGGAGAGUCGACGUCGUUCAACAAGGAAGCGUUGGUGAUGCCAUACCUGACUACACUUGCCGACUUCCGAGAGGAGGUUCGCAACGAUGCCAAGCAGUCCGGAGUCACCAGCAUCCUUGAGGUUUACUUGAAGAAAGCAUUAACAGGCAAGUAGUUCAAUUUUUCAGAAGUGCGAUGUUCUGAGAGAUAAGAAACUUCCGGAACUUGGAGUUCGUUUGGAGGACAAGAACAACCAAACGACGAUCAAGCUUGUCGACAGAGCCACGUUGCUCAGAGAAAUGGAACAGAAAGAAGCAGAAAAGAAGAGGAAAGAAGUCGAAAAGACUGAAAAGGAGCGGAAAGUCCGCGAGAAAGCGGAGAAAGAAGCUGUGGCCGCGAAGAUCAGACCGGAGGACUUGUUCAAGCAGGGAGAGCACGAAGGAAAGUAUUCGAAGUUUGACGAGAGAGGAGUUCCGACUCAUCUCGCCGACGGAACUGAGGUUUGUCCGAAUGCAGACGGAUCUGUGGAUAAUAUCAGAAUUCAGAUCACGAAAAGUCAGUUGAAGAAACUCGAAAAGGUGUAUGAAGCGCAGAAGAAGAAGCAGAAAAAAGCCGACCAAUAAUUCUCCAGGUUCAUAAUUUAUUGUUAGCUGUUAAUGUUAUUGAUUGAUUGAUCCAUGUGUGUUCUUUCGAAAAUUCUAAUGAUGUGCUUUAUUUUCCCCUAGAGAUUGCUCGCCCGUUUCGUUUACCUUCCUCCCUGUUCGUUUCCCUUCCCCUGCCCCGUUCGUUCUUCCAUUUCUUUUUCUUUUUGUUCAACGUAUUUACUGGGUAUCUGAUUCUGACGAUUGCUGUCAAUGGCGGUUUUAUAAGAUUUAUUUAUUGUGAUGCCACAACCGAGCAAAAUGAAUUGUUUGUCUACCUCAAUUCAAUCUUUCGUUUCGGGGACGACGAAUUCGAAAGGUGGAACGACAUGAGCUCUGCUAUUUUCAUCCGCACGCAGAAUCUCUGCAGAAUUUCGAAAUUCCAUUCGCUACGAAAAAAAGAAACAGAAAAUAAAGAGCAUUCUGACGGUUUGUGCGAGCGCUGAAACUUGAAAUGAAUUUAUUUCAGAUUUGUGACGAUUUCAGAGGCAAGACACUGUUACCACUCGGGAUCCAAUUGGAAGAUCUUCAUUCGAACUCAGUGAUCAGCUACAUCGGAGGAACUUCGUUGUUCAUGCAAAUGCAGCAGAGACUGGCGGAGAAAGAACAAAAGAAGCGGAAAAAAGCUGUGGCCGCGAAGAUCAGAUCGGAGGACUUGUUCAAACAGGGAGAACACGAGGGAAAGUAUUCGAAGUUCAACGAGAGAGGAGUUCCGACUCAUCUCGCCGACGGAACUGAGGUUUGUCUGAAUGCAGACGGAUCUGUGGAUAAUAUCAGAAUUCAGAUCUCUAAGUCAGUUGGAGAAGCUCGAAAAGGUGUAGAAAAAAAAGUACUCACGAAGAUGAUACAACAGUAG